Penicillium verhagenii is the source of this 864-nucleotide messenger RNA. RefSeq lists its product as uncharacterized. Bases 1 to 864 code for a protein of 287 amino acids. NCBI's taxonomy places the organism in Eukaryota, Fungi, Ascomycota, Eurotiomycetes, Eurotiales, Aspergillaceae. The record is from RefSeq and is a predicted model, not a curated record. The transcript is spliced from 2 exons.
AUGGAUCGGUCGCAUUUGGCCAUGGAAUUGCCUCCCAAGGUCGAAGUUGACCUCGAGGCCAACGCGACACAAUACGAAUACGACCCCUGGUUGAUGGACGACCACCCGCUCCGCUCGUAUCCAACCGAAUGUAUUCCGGGUCUGGGUGGCAUCAUCGCUGAAGGAUAUGCUUCGGUACGGAAUCGAUGGAAGGAGUGCCUGCUACGCGCGGUUUGCCUGGUCAUCGCAUGCUUUGCCGCUUUCCAAUGUCUUCAAUAUCUCCCAUCCUUAAGUGAAAGUCUGGCCCGCCCCGGUUCUCGAUUGAGUUCUCGCGAAUGGCAGGUUACAUGCACUUUCCCCAAUUCGGAUCCCCGCCCGAGUGCCCUCACACAAUCCGUUGCUGCCGGAUGUGAUGGUUUUCGAACCGACAUCUGGUUACAUGGCCACAAUUUGCAGAUGAGCCCCGCUGGCUCAGAGCCCAAGGAGGAAAAUGACCUUCAACUUCGGAUCAACUCACUCUUCACACGACUGCAGCCUCGUGAUGUAUCCGAUCCUUCACAAAUCCCCCUGGAUACUGAGAAACCAGCGGAGACAAUUAACUCAACCCCGAACGAGUCUUUCUUCCUGGUCCUCGAUGCCCAGUCCCCUCAACAAGAAGUUCUUGAUUUACUUCUUCCGCGACUCGAACCCCUCCGCCAACGAGGGUACCUGACUACCUGGGAUGGUGUGCAGGCGGUCCCAGGCCGAGUGACUGUCAUUGUAACAGGAGAGACUGUGCCUCAAUGUUCUGGUGCUGAAGUUUCCGAUAUCUUCUGGUCCUUGAAUAGAGAUAUUUCAAAGGACAAUAUUACGAAUGAUCAUCUGACUCCCAUGUGCGCCAAAUGA